Molecule: messenger RNA, 675 nt
Organism: Aedes albopictus (Asian tiger mosquito)
Lineage: Eukaryota; Metazoa; Arthropoda; Insecta; Diptera; Culicidae
Exons: 1
Coding region: 1-675 (224 amino acids)
Source: RefSeq, a predicted model, not a curated record
AUGUGCGGCAGUGGAAACGGAGGCGGAAGCAGACGUGGGUGCGGUAGCGGUCACGGACGCGGUGGUGGCCGCGGAGGUACAAAUACCCGCCGGAAGCGCGGAGCGCGCAAAAGGACGGACCAAGGGACGGACGGACGAAUUUCGUAUCGAUAUCCGAAUCAACCGCCACAAUGGCAGCCGCAGCGGCCACCGCUGAGGUCACAGCUGCCGCCACAGCGGCCACCGCUGAGAUCACUGCAACAGCCACCGCCGCAGCAGCCACCGCCGCAGCAGCCACUGGCGCAGCAGUCACAGGCGCAGCAGUCACAGGCGCAGCAGCCACCGGCGCAGCAGCCACCGGCGCAGCAGCCACCGGCGCAGCAGCCACCAGCGCAGCAGCCACCGGCGCAGCAGCCCCCGCCGCAGCAGGGGACGGACGGACGAAUUUCGUAUCGAUAUCCGAAUCAACCGCCACAAUGUCAGCCGCAGCGGCCACCGCUGAGGUCACAGCUGCCGCCACAGCGGCCACCGCUGAGGUCACUGCAGCAGCCACCGUCGCAGCAGCCACCGGCGCAGCAGCCGCCGCCGCAGCAACCACCGGCGCAGCUGCCACCGGUGCAGCAGCCACCGCCGCAGCAACCACCGGCGCAGCAGCCAGUGCGUGGCGUGGACUUUAAGCGAAGAAAAUUAACGUGA